GCCUAUCUUCUUGUGUUCUCAUCUUUCCUUCUUCUUCCCCUCUCACUACACCACUUCCAGUGAUAGCCUUUCUCACCUCGUGAACGACUUCGGGCUUUGCGUUCACGCCACUUUCCCAAAAAGCUCCAGCAAGCGACAGCCCGCGAUACUGUUGCGCUGCGCGCACGCCUUCCCGAUUGCUUGCAGCCGCCACUUUUGAACGCUUUGCAGCGCACGGCAGAGCUGACUCGAGCUUGGAACUUGAGCCGCGUGCUUUCUUAUCGUCGUCACUAUGUUGAAGCAGGAAGUUACCGAUGCUGUAGCGCAGCAGAAUGCAUCCGGCCGUGCAGAGAUCGAAAGCGGAUCCGUGGAAAGAGUGACAGUCGAGCCGAAGGGAUCAAACAGCUCUCCGGAUUCGCCGACGGAUUUCAAGACUCCCUCUGGACAUGGCCCGAUUCAUCUGGUUGGUGCAGAUCCUUCGGAGCAGCGUCCGGUGCAAACGACUGUUGCAGAGCUUGAGAGACGUGAAGGAGGUCGAUUUGCGUACUUGAAGAAGCCGCAAUUUUACUUCAUCCUGCUUUUGUCACAGGCUCUGGCUGUGACGAUUACCGGAACGAACACAAUUACUUCUCUGCUGCGCGAAGAGAACUGGGCUAUUCCGGCUUUUCAGAGCUUGUUCAACUAUAUCUUGUUGAACCUCAUCUAUACCAGCAUCACGAUCUACAAAUAUGGCUUCAAGAAAUGGGGCAAGAUGAUCUACAAGGAUGGCUGGCGAUACUUCAUUCUUGGAUUCUGCGAUGUGCAAGGCAAUUACUUCACUGUACUUGCUUACAACUACACGACUAUUCUUUCUGCGCAACUGAUCAACUUCUGGGCGAUUGCGGUCGUCCUGCUGGUUUCUAUCAUCUUCCUCAAGGUUCGAUACCACUGGCUGCAAUACGCUGGAAUUUUGAUCUGCUGCGGUGGACUUGGCAUCCUAGUUGCAUCGGAUCACAUUCGUGGCACGAACGGAGGGCAAGCCGUGGAUGCUGUCAAGGGAGAUCUCUUCGCAUUGGUCGGCGCUACAUUCUAUGGACUGACCAAUGUUGCUGAGGAGUUCCUGGUCUCCAAGCGACCAAUGUACGAAGUCAUUGGUCAACUCGCAUUCUGGGCUAUGCCCAUCAAUGGUGUCCAAGCCGCCAUUUUCGACCGCGCAUCUUUCCGUGCUGCACAGUGGAGUGGCCAAGUCGGCGCAUAUCUUGUUGGAUACACCCUACUUUUGACAUGGUUCUACUCCGCGGUCCCUCUUCUGCUCCGCAUGGCAUCUGCAGCGUUCUUGAACAUUGGUCUGUUGACCGGCAACUUCUGGGGCGUUAUUGUUGGAAUCAAGAUCUUCAAUCUUUCGAUCCACUGGAUGUAUCCUAUCGCAUUUGUCCUGAUUAUGGUUGGGCAUUUCAUCUACUAUGGCACUGAAGGAGUUUUGGGUGAGGCGAAGAAGCCUUGGCUUGGCGAGAACCAGGAAGGUGGUGAUGAUGGUAUCGGAAGUGCUCGCAGGAGAUUGGAGAACCCGAAUGCGUUCUUCUAGAUGACUGAUGAUAGCAUCCUGAUAGGCGGUAGGCUCAUACAGCACUAGCAUAACGGCCGUCUUCGUCAAAUGAACAGAUUGUGCGAGACCGAGUUCAUACUGCGUUUCGUGCUGGUUUCUGCGUGUCUCGCAUCG
Cercospora beticola is the source of this 1678-nucleotide messenger RNA. RefSeq lists its product as uncharacterized. Gene Ontology annotation, cellular component: membrane. The record is from RefSeq and is a predicted model, not a curated record. NCBI's taxonomy places the organism in Eukaryota, Fungi, Ascomycota, Dothideomycetes, Mycosphaerellales, Mycosphaerellaceae. Gene Ontology annotation, molecular function: transmembrane transporter activity. Gene Ontology annotation, biological process: transmembrane transport.